CGGUACCGCCCCUGGCGCUAGCUGAUUGGAUCCCCGGAGCGGGGCGUGGGUAGAUGAUUGGUGCAAUGACAAUAGAAGUAAAUAUUGAAUGACACGUGACUGCAGACAGACAAAGGACCAGCUGGCGUCACUGCUUUAGGAAGUGUACAAGGAUCACAUACCUGAUUAAGGUGAACACGGUACUAUGAGUCUCCAGGAACCAGCCCCGCUGACCCCCCAUGCCUCUGACACUGAUGCAACCCUAGACGGCAUUCUCACUGAAGACAAGAAAAAAUUCAAGACCUGCAGUCAAAUUGGCUUUUACAGGAGGCAGAAGCUUCUCCUUCCGGGCCAAUCACCAUAUUAUGCUGAUCUGGAAACAGUCAUAGUUGAUAAAGGUAUUACCACCCUGCAGAUCAUUAACCAGGACACAAAGGUUCCUCUUCAGCUUCAAAUCAUACCUUGUGAAAGCAUCUUCAGGCUUAAGAUCAAUGAGAUAUCUCCACUGAAACCAAGAUACGAGGUUCCUGAUGUCAUAGUGAAAGAUAUGGCUACUGAAAGGCUAAGCGUGUCACAGCGGGAAUCUGGCAGCAUUGUUUUGGAGAAUCCAAAUGGCCCUUACAAGAUACACAUCACAGCUCAGCCAUUUUCUGUCUCAGUAACUGCAGAUGACAAGCUUCUUCUUAGUCUUAAUUCCCAGGGAUUGUUAUAUUUUGAAUGUCUGGUUUCUCCACAAUCAAAAAGUGCAAUUUUAGAGAGUGACAGUGAUGUGACAAAGGAUGAGUAUGGACUUUGGAGAGAAAAGUUUGGGGAAUUUGUGGACAUUAAGGCCAGUGGUCCAACUUCUGUUGGCCUGGAUGUUUCACUACAUGGAUUUGAGUAUGUGUAUGGAUUGCCAGAACAUGCUGAUACACACCGACUCCAAAAUACAGAGGACAAUGACGCAUAUCGACUGUAUAACUUAGAUGUGUUUGCAUACAAAGUCUAUGAUAAGAUGGGAACAUAUGGAUCUGUGCCACUGCUCCUAGCACACAAACCCUUGCAGACAUGUGGGCUUUUCUGGCUCAAUGCUUCAGAGACACUGGUAGAAAUCAAUACGAGGGCAGUACCACAGUCUUCUUUGUCUAGGUCUGUCCCAGAUACACGCAAGCAGAGGGCCAUCCCACAGACAGAAGUUCGGUGGAUGUCUGAGAGUGGCAUUGUUGAUUUGUUCCUGUUAAUGGGACCUUCACCACAAGACGUGUUUAGACAAUAUGCUCAUCUCACAGGUUUCCAGGCUUUACCACCUCUGUUUUCCUUGGGUUACCACCAAUGUCGUUGGAACUAUGAGGAUGAAGCAGAUGUGGAAGCAGUGGAUUUGGGCUUUGAUCUAAACAAUAUCCCUUAUGAUGUCAUCUGGUUGGACAUUGAGCACACAGAUGGAAAAAGGUACUUUACGUGGGAUCCUGAAAGAUUCCGUAAUCCAACCAGGAUGCAGGAGCAGCUAAAACAGAAAAAACGCAAGCUGGUUGUCAUUUCAGAUCCCCAUAUUAAGGUAGAUCCAGACUAUAGCCUGUAUUCUCAAGCCAAGGCCAGAGGCUACUUUGUCAAGGACAGAGAUGGACAAGACUUUGAAGGCAACUGCUGGCCAGGCACAUCCUGUUACUUGGACUUUACAAAUCCUGCUGUACGAGACUGGUACGCAGCUCAAUAUGCACUUGAUUCCUAUAAAGAUUCUACAGAAGUCCUCUUUGUUUGGAAUGACAUGAAUGAACCCUCAGUGUUCGAAGCCCCAGAGAUGACCAUGCCAAAAAGUGCUGUGCAUUACAAAGGCUGUGAACACAGGGACCUUCAUAACCUCUAUGGUUUCUACCAGCAAAUGUCUACCUUCAAGGGUUUGAUACAGAGGUCAGCUGGACAGGAGAGACCCUUUGUCCUGACAAGGUCAUUCUUUGCUGGCUCACAGAGAUAUGGUGCAGUAUGGACUGGUGACAAUAAAGCAGACUGGGAAUACUUAAAAAUAUCAGUUCCAAUGCUGCUCACGCUAAAUGUAACUGGGAUUUCCUUCUGUGGAGCUGAUGUUGGAGGGUUUGUUGGAGACCCAGAACCAGAGCUCCUUAUUCGAUGGUACCAGGCCGGUGCCUUUCAGCCCUUUUUCCGAGCACAUGCCGUUCAGAACAGCAAAAGGCGUGAGCCCUGGCUGUUUGGAAAAGACAACAUUUUGCUGCUAAAGAGAGUGAUAGAGGAGAGAUAUACUCUACUUCCAUUCUGGUACCUGCUCUUUUACCAAGCCCAUGUGUCUGCCCAGCCAGUGAUGAGGCCUCUGUGGGUAGAAUUCCCCAAGCAUCCUGAAAGCUUUGGAGAAGAGACACAGUACAUGCUAGGAAGUGCCCUGCUGGUUGUGCCCGUGUUAGCUCCAGGUGUCUCUGCAUUGGAUGUUCUGUUUCCUGGGUCUGGAGAGCGCUGGUACAACUUUAGAAAAUACGAGUGUAUGAGGGGCCCUCACAGAAAGAAAAUAAAAGUUACAUUGGAUGAGAUUCCAGUGUUUCAGCGUGGAGGCUCAAUUAUUCCACUGCAUACAAGGGUUGGUAAAUCCACAGGCUGGAUGGAUGGUUUUCCUUACGAGCUGCGAGUAGCUCUGGAUUCAAAGGGCUUUGCUGAAGGGGAGCUGUUUUUGGAUGAUGGCCAUUCUUUCAACUAUAUCCGGGACAGCAUGUUCACUCACCGGAAGUUUGCACUCCAAAAAAAUGUGUUGUCAUCCAGUUCUGCUGACUCAAAGGGCAAAUAUCAAUCGGAGUCCAUUGUGGAGAGGGUGCAGUUAAUGGGUGUUAAGAAACAACCACUGGAAGUCAUUUUGCACAGUUCAGGAGUCAAGACAAAUGUGGCCUUCACCUACAGUGCCAAACUCUGUCUCCUGAGCCUGGAAUCCCUCUCCUUGUGUGUGUCCACUGACUGGGAGAUCCACAUCAGAGACAAAUGAAAACAACUUGGAACUCCCCAGUGCUCUAAUUACCCAGCUUAUGUUUCUGGCAGAUAUCAUUAAGCUUUUUAUACAGAUGAAUUUUAUAUGUGAUUUUAAUACAUGAGAUGAAGAGAAAUAUGAAUGACAGGUUGUGUGUAAUGUAUAAAUCACUCUGUACCUUGUCAAGCCUAGAUAAUCUAUACAUUGGAUUGUCGGCAGUCACAUGUUAACAGCACCAUCUUGCAAUUACCGUCAUGGACUGCAUUAUACACACAAACACACUUAUAUUCUGUAUGUGUAAAAUUACGGAGCGCAUUUCUGUCAUAAGCCUUCUUUUACAUUGCAAGCAUGGAAGGCCCUGCUCACUACUCCCAAAUGUUUUUUUAUUUCAGCUUCUCUAAUCUGCUGCAUUUUACUCUUCCCUCUUUUAUGUGAUUUUUAUAUUGAUAUAGUUAUUCUGAUUAGAACAAUUAAAAAUAAAAUCUUAAAAAUGAAAAGAGCCCUAACCUACCCUAAAGGUAAACCAAUUUGGCAAUUAAUGUGCCUGUGUAUGGGGGCUUCCGACGGGUCUUCCCGAUCGAUAUCUGGCCACGAUGGUCGGAGCCCGUUGCUCCUCGUUGUAAUCCAAUCGUUCGGCCCUAGGGCUGAAUGUUCAGAUUACCCUGAUAUAGCCCUGCCAUGGUGGGCAUAUCAGAAAGAUCCGCGAUGUUGCCAAACGAGCAUAUAUCUUCGUGUAUGGCCAGCUUUAGGCCUUUGAUUCACAGUGUGUUUUUCAAUAAGGCCUCACCUAGUAUUAAAAUCAACCCCUGUGCCUCACCUCAUUGAUACAUGGCAAUACAAUCACAAUUAGGGCAAUGGCACACAGGGAGAUAUUGUCUCUCGAGGUAAAAAUUCACUACUGUAACUGCUACUGAAAAUGCUUUCCCACCAGCAAUAAUGUAAAUCACUUUGUUUUCUGAAGUAGCCCAAAGCCUCCUCCCGUGGCUACUUCAUGCGACCUGGGAAAGCCGAAGAUUCAUGUUUUCCCUCUGGUAAUUUACAUUAUUGCCAGUAGGAAAGCAUUUUCGGGAGAUUUGCCACCCACAGUAGCAAAGAUUUAACCCCCCAUGUGCCAUCACCCUUAGGCAUGAAGGGGAACAGCUCUUCUUCACUUUUUGAUGUUCCAAUAUUUCAUGCUCUUUGCCCCUCCUUUAGCUAGGGUAAGAACACACUGUACAUAUUGUUACCUAUGCAAAAUCGCCUGAAAGGAUGUGAAAACAUCCCAAUGUACCUUUUUAUUGGCAGAAUUGGGAAUCUCCUUGUCUAAACCAGUUGUAUUGUGAUAAAACUGAGUUAGACUCAGAGAUUUACUGGUAUUUGUGUGCGAUAUUGCAAGGACAACAAAACAUAAUGUGUGUUCUUACACUUACAGUGCCCUGGUGUUCAUUAUAGUUGUUAUUAUUUUCAGUUGGUGUUCAUCAUUAUAGUGCUACUUUUGCAAUACUGCUUGUACAUAGGCCUGCAUAAGAAUUCUUCUGGUACCCUGAAUGCCUGAACCUGUAGAGGUUACAAGAUUAGUUUUGUGUCUGGGGCAAGUGUCCUCUGUAGUUUCCUUGUGAGGCAACUUUGAUAAACAAAAAUGAAGUACUGCGUGUGUUCUCCAACCAACGAUCUACUUUAUUGCAGCCGGUGGAAAAGCAUUUCAGAGAGAGAGAUGAAAGCACAGAUUUAAAUGCAGGCGACAAAUCUCCCAUCUGUCAUGACCUGGGCCAUCAUCAGGUUGGGAGAGAGGGGUUACUGUUGUGCUGGGCCCGGUGAAAUUUCUAUCUGAUAGGGUGCCCGGCUGUGUCACAAAAGUGCUUAAGUUACGUUAAAACAUAAACAAUUUACAAAACGUCCGCAAAACGUACUUACAUGUAAGUUAUGUAUCAAGCAGCGGCAAUGCAGAGAAGCUUAAAGGAGAACUUAAUCCCCCUAUUGUGAAAAGCCCCUUCCACUACACUAUAGCAGGGUCCCCAUACUUUUUUCACCUGUGAGCAACAUUCAGAUUUAAAAAGAGUUGGGGAGCAACACAAGCAUGGAAAAUGUUCCUAGGUGGUGCGAAAUAAGGACAGCCUACAGGAGACUCUGGUUG
Xenopus laevis (African clawed frog) is the source of this 5033-nucleotide messenger RNA. It is a transcript of the gene ganc.L, whose product is annotated as glucosidase, alpha; neutral C L homeolog. The record is from RefSeq and is a predicted model, not a curated record. Gene Ontology annotation, biological process: N-glycan processing; carbohydrate metabolic process. NCBI's taxonomy places the organism in Eukaryota, Metazoa, Chordata, Amphibia, Anura, Pipidae. Gene Ontology annotation, molecular function: glucan 1,4-alpha-glucosidase activity; alpha-1,4-glucosidase activity; carbohydrate binding. The coding region runs from base 185 to 2938 and encodes 917 amino acids. The transcript is spliced from 25 exons.